Drosophila virilis is the source of this 2014-nucleotide messenger RNA. Its product is annotated as peritrophin-44. Gene Ontology annotation, molecular function: chitin binding. NCBI's taxonomy places the organism in Eukaryota, Metazoa, Arthropoda, Insecta, Diptera, Drosophilidae. Gene Ontology annotation, cellular component: extracellular region. The record is from RefSeq and is a predicted model, not a curated record.
ACCAGAUUUUCGUUAAGCUUGGACUUUACAGAGAUUGAUUUAUCAAUGUGUCAGACUAUAAUGCCACAAAGUCAUAGUCAUAUAGCUGGUUCAAUCUCUACGUAUUUGAUAUUAUUAAUCUAAUCUGUGGGUAUUUCCUCUGGGCAUGUUCUUCAAUAAUGAAUUAAGAUUUCCAUUGGCUUAUCAAGCAGCAGAUCCUUUGAUAUAAAAGCAAGCAAGCACAGUUGUGGCUGAACUUGUUUUCUGAUUAGUUAGCAGCCAGCUGGCAGACAGAACGGAACAGAAAGUCGCAAUGAAAGCGGGCAGCAGCCUUGUGGCACUCUUGAUCUUGGGCCUGUGUGGGUUGGGCCAGAGCCAGCGCAUUGAGGAUAUAUGCACGCUCUUCUCGAAUAAUACGGUUAUACGUGAUCCGGAGUCGUGCAGUCGUUCGAUAACCUGCAUCGAUGGCAAAAGCGUCUAUAGCACCUGCAAGGGCACCACGCCGUUCUUCGACAAGGAUACGCUGAAGUGCGUCAAGACGCUGGACGGAUCAGAUAGUUGUGAUGUAACCUGUGCGAAUGCGACUGGCCUAUUUAUAUCAGAUCCAAAGUCAUGCUUCGGCUACUAUUAUUGCAUGGAUGAGGAAACGCCCGUUUAUGGCGCCUGCCCGGACUCUACGCACUUCAAUGAGACCAUACAGGAGUGCACCUGGAGUCAUGCCUCCGAGUGCAAGGCGAGCAGCUUUGACUACUGCAGCAUCAUCAAGAACGGUGUCAACUUUGACAAUCUGCAGGGCUGUAAUCGGUAUCAUGUGUGCACUAAGGGCGAACUGAAGGAUGAGACCUGCAAGACGGGCUACUAUCAGGCCAGAACUGGAACAUGUGUGGACAAGAAUCUAGUCGAAUGUGAUGUGCAUCCCUUACCCAGCAAUGUGUGCGGCACAGCGAAGAGUCCCAAAAAGAAUGAAUUGGUGCCAGAUGGUGCCACCUGCCAGGGUUAUUUCUUUUGCGCCGAACAGGCCAAUGGCACACCCGAUGAGAAUCCAACGUGGGGCAAAUGCGGCGAUGAUUUGUUCUUUGACAAGAGCUCACAGAAGUGCAUUGAGCCCAACAAGGUGGUCUGCUCGGAGGAUCGCUGCCAGGGGCGCACCAUUCCCUUCGUUUUGAGCUCCACCAAGGGCUGUCGCCACUAUUUGCGCUGUGCCGAUGGUCGCACCAUUGACGAGAAGACCUGCGGUAAUUAUUUUUUCGAUGAAGCCAACGCCGUUUGUGUGGCUCAGAUUUUAACCUAUGCCAUAUGCUAGUUAUACCAGUUAUCGGCAUUAUGAAAUAGAUCUUAUUUUCAAGAGCAUAUUUUUUUGAACUCUUUUAAAAGAUUAUUAAUUAUAAAGCGGAAGCUUAAAAGAGUUUUAUAAGCGAAACAUUGAAGAUUGCCAAAUAAUUAAGCAUUUAAUGUUUUUCUUAGAAUUCCCAAAGAGUUUUAGCUGGCAGGAUUAUAAGCACUUGAUAUUUUUUAAGUUUAAGUCUUAGGAAAUUAAAUACAUUUCGUUGAAAUGAUUUACAAAACCGUUUGACUUUCUAGAAUUCACAGGUUUAUAGAAAGCAAUAAAAAUUUUGCUUGACUUAAUCGACCACAAUAAUCUUAGCUAUUUAGGAUUAUCUAAUCGUGGUCUCACAAUGCAAACAAUAAGCCCUCAUAUAUCAUAUGGCGGCCCAACACUUUGUUUAGUUAAGAAAUCAAAAGCCUCGCAGCAAAUUAUUGUAAACGUCUGAAAUGUUUAUGGGCCCAAUUGCAGAUAUGAUCCGCUGCUUGUUAUUAAUUAUUUUGAUAGAACAAUUAAUUAGCUACAUAUUACUGUAGUGAUUGAUAAGUAUCUUAUCUAAAAUAGGAUCUUCAGGUAAAACCUUGGGCGUACAUUUAGAUUUAGACUAAAGUUUUUUAUACACAAGCAAGGCAUAUUGAUAGCUCUGUUGAUAGACAAUCUGGCAGUUCUUAAUCGCAAUUUUAAGAUGUAUAAAUAAAAAUUAAUAAUCGA